AUGACAUCUUCGUCGCAGAUAAAUAACGAAGGAAUUAAACGACCACUUAAUUUUAGUAUAGAUCAUAUUUUAAAUAACGCGGGACAAUCUAAACAAAGUUCCGAAAAUAAUUUAUCGUCUAAUAUCUCUAUGUUAUCUUUACCUUGGUUACAAUGUACGAGAUAUUGUCCACCAAAAGUUCCAAGACGUAAAGAUCCUCCACAAAGAAGACAAUUGGGUCGCCACCCGAGGAUACCUUUUACAACACAUCAAUUGGCCGUUCUUGAGGAACAUUUUAAACGGAGCCCUUAUCUAAGCAGUCAAGAAGUAAAGGAAUUGUCUCGAGACCUGGACCUAGCGGACAUUCGGGUUAAAAUAUGGUUUCAAAAUAGAAGGGCGAGAGAACGCCGGGAAGGAUCGACUAAACAAGAUGAAAUUGAAAAGGGUUUUUUAGAAAAUCAAAAAUUAAAUUUUCCCUCUAGAACAAUAGCGGCAACUCCAUCUAUUAGUGAUAUAAAUAAUCAAUUAGAGAUUCCAUCAAAUUAUAAUUUUUCUAUGAAAGUGCAUCAAAGGAACACGAAUCAGAAUAAUUUAAAUUUUGUACCAGGAAAAGAUUCUGACGAUACCUCACAAGAUUGUAACUCGUUAAGUAGCUCUAGCUCAUGCUCAUGCCCUUCAGUUGAAGGGAAACAUUCAGAACCACACAGCAGUGAACAAGGAGAAGAAAAUUGGACUGAUACUGAUGAAAGCCCACAAUUACAUCCAUUUAGUGAAAAAGGAUUGAAAUGUAAUAUCUCAUUAACAUCUUCAGAGUACGACGUAUUUUCGUUGAUAUUUGAUGAAAAGCUUAUUGAAAAAAUUUGUGAUUGGACAAAUGCUCGCGCUAAUUAUAUGAUUCAAAAUCAAAACCUAAAAC
Molecule: messenger RNA, 895 nt
Organism: Onthophagus taurus
Lineage: Eukaryota; Metazoa; Arthropoda; Insecta; Coleoptera; Scarabaeidae
Source: RefSeq, a predicted model, not a curated record